UCAUUGUGCAUUGCAUCACUGUUUCUAUAUUUUGUUUCUAUGAUAGCCACACCACCCUACUAUAUACCCACCUUUAGUCUUGUUCCUUAUUAUUGAAUCAUAAGCCAAUCUCUUUUUGCCUCAUCAAUUCCUCUGGUUAGAGAUGAUGGCUCGAGAAACCAAGACAUGGUUGGUUAUGCUGCUUCUUUUCUUGGUUGCAAACUACAUGCAACAUUGUGUUCAUGGGGUACCCCAAGUGCCUUGCCUUUUUAUCUUUGGGGACUCUUUAUCAGAUAGUGGAAACAACAAUGAUCUUCCAACUUCUGCAAAAUCUAAUUACAAACCAUACGGGAUUGAUUUCCCAACAGGACCAACCGGAAGAUUUACCAAUGGCCGAACAGAAAUUGACAUAAUUACUCAAUUUCUGGGAUUUGAGAAAUUCAUCCCACCCUUUGCAAACACUAGUGGUUCAGACAUACUUAAAGGUGUGAACUAUGCAUCAGGUGGAGCUGGAAUACGCGUUGAAACCGGCACACAUUGGGGUGCUACUAUCAGCUUGGGAUUGCAGUUAAAAAAUCACAGAGCCAUAGUUUCUCAAAUUGCUUCCAGACUUGGAAGUCCUGAAUUAGCUCAACAAUACCUUGAAAAGUGCUUGUAUUAUGUGAACAUAGGCAGCAAUGAUUACAUGGACAAUUACUUCGUUCCCCAGUUCUACCCAACAAGCAGCAUUUACACUCCUGAACAGUAUACACAAGUUCUGAUUGAAGAGUUAUCUCAGAAUUUGCAGGUUUUGCAUGACGUUGGAGCGAGAAAGUAUGUGUUGGCAGGGUUGGGCCUUUUAGGAUGCACUCUAGCUGAAAUAUAUUCUUAUGGGACAAAUGGAUCUUGUGUUGAAGAGCUUAAUGCUGCUGCAAUCAUGUUCAAUAACAAUCUUAAAGCUCUAGUGGAUCAAUUCAAUAACGACUUCUCUCCUAAUUCCAAAUUCAUCUUUAUAGACACUGCAUUAAAGGCCCUUCAGUUGAGCAACACAGAUGCUUUUUUGGUUUCGGAUGCUGGUUGCUGUGGAUGGGGGUUAUUAGGGGAUUGUAUUCCUGAUGAAAAGGCGUGCUAUAAUAGGAGUGACUAUGUGUUUUUUGAUGGAGUCCAUCCCACAGAGGCAUGGAACCUACUCAAUGCAAUAACAUCUUAUAAUUCUACCACUGAUCCAGCCACAGCAUACCCAGUGGAUAUCCUGCACCUGGUUGACACUGAAAUUAAAAUGGAAUUGGUGGAGUCCAUUUCAAAACUUAGUGCCAUGCACUGAAUGAGUUCUUGUUAUCAUAUGUACCUGAAUAAACUCUGAGUUGAAUAUGUACUAAGUAAUGGCAUGCUACUGUGUUCAACCACCAAAUUAAUGAGUAAAUUGGAUAUCCUACCUCAAAUUUCAUCCAA
Molecule: messenger RNA, 1410 nt
Organism: Cajanus cajan (pigeon pea)
Lineage: Eukaryota; Viridiplantae; Streptophyta; Magnoliopsida; Fabales; Fabaceae
Product: GDSL esterase/lipase At1g29670
Molecular function (GO): hydrolase activity, acting on ester bonds
Source: RefSeq, a predicted model, not a curated record